AUGGGUUCUCUCACCACUCUCGCAUCAGGCCUUGAGCCGCUUUGCCGCAUUAUUACACCUGUUGGGAUGCUGGGUUAUGGCUUCGAUGAAUCUGAUAUUAAGGAUGCUUUAGAAUACUCAUUGAUCAGUAAAACACCCACUGCAAUCAUUUUGGACUCUGGUUCUACGGAUUCAGGGCCUAUGAAGUUGGCAUUAGGAACAAUGACCUGCCCUCGCGCAUCCUAUGAAAGGGAUUUACGGAAACUUGUCACUAUAGUAACCAAAUACCGUCUUCCGGUAAUUAUUGGAUCAGCAGGAGGAGAUGGAAGCAAUGGUCAUGUCAGGGAGCUUGUGGACAUUAUCAAAGAGAUUAUGGCAUCUUCAAGCAACAAUGCUGCUCAGCUGAAAGUGUUGGCAAUCUAUAGCGAAAUUGACGGCACUACCGUAUUGGAGCGACUGCGAAUGGGAAACAUCUCUGGCUGUGGCCCAUACUUUGACAUCAUUGUUGGCGGCCGUUCCUACGAUCCAGCGCCAUACGUUGCCUUUAGCGCCUACCAUGCCUUUAACCAAUCGUAUCGUCCCGUCCUUUCCCUUGACAGCCAUAUUUUGGGAGGGUUCACACAUAUGGGCAAGAUUAUGGAAUGCGGCGGCUUAUGUGCUACACCUAAGAGCCCCUCCUCCCAGGCAAUGAUCUACAGAGACGGCACAUUUGACGUGGGACCGCUUCUCCCCGGAGCUGUAUGUACUCCCGCCAGCGUCGCUGCCCAUACACUAUACGAGAAAUCUCGCCCUGACCAGCUUCAUGGUCCUGGAGGAUAUAUUGAUCUUUCUUCCUCCACCUAUUCGCUGCUGUCAGAUAACUGCUCGGUCAGGGUCAGUGGGACUACGUUUCACUCUUCAAAGGGAAGCGGUAGUUGCUACACAGUCAAAUUAGAAGGUGCUAAAGUCAUCGGUUAUCGGACUAUAUUCAUUGGAUCCUUUGUAGAUCCGAUUUUGAUUUCUCAGCUACACUCUCUUUUGGAGAGGGUAAAAGCAUACGUGGCUCAGCAGCACGCACAUAUCGCAGAGAAAUGGGAGCUUGGAUUCCAUAUAUACGGAUAUGAUGAGGCUAACAAGGCAGUCCAUGCGAAAAACGUGUUUGUGGUUGCUGAAGCGCUCGCUGAGACACAAGUAACAGCUACGAGCGUUGCUUCCAGUGCUAGAGUUGGGUGUGUCCACGGACCAUAUCAAGGUCAAAAAGCCACGAGCGGCAAUUUUGGCUUUGGGUUGGGGGGAAAGGGAGAAAUUGAGACAGGCCUCUGUGCUGAGUUUUCGAUCUAUCAUUUGAUGAACCUAGAAGAUGGGGAAGAAGACGCCACCGAGAUUCUUCACGUGAAUCAAAGCAAACAGAAGAAGCUAUUCUCUUUUGAGGCUCUACUUAUCGGAGCUGGAGAACGAGUACAACGUAGGCAUCCAGAUGUUGACACAAUCGAUCGACUGGAGGAUGUACAUUUGUGCCCAACACCAGCCAAUGUAGUACCCGAGAUCGUGCACCCUAUUACCCCGAUGCCUCAAACCGUCGGUGAGGCAGCAAAGGUUAUUAGGUCAAAAAAUGCGGGCCCAUACGAAAUCACCUUCGACAUCAUCUUUAACAGCAAAGACACCUAUGACCGAGUCAAGAAUUCUGGCCUUCUUCGACCCCAACUAAUUGCAGAGCUGUACGAUCUCUCUCUUGAUAACAUUGUGUAUUGCGGUUUCUUCGACCAGGCUCUGGCUUUCAAGGCUACUAUUCCUCGUAUGCGCAAUGGACGGCCUGCAGCAUCUGGUGGCUUCAUGGAAGAUGAUGUUCACGGAUCGCAGAAAUAUUUACCUCUGAUGAAUUUGAAAUUGGGCGGUAAAUGA
Messenger RNA from Trichoderma virens Gv29-8, 1860 nucleotides. RefSeq lists its product as uncharacterized. The transcript is spliced from 3 exons. The record is from RefSeq and is a predicted model, not a curated record. The coding region runs from base 1 to 1860 and encodes 619 amino acids. NCBI's taxonomy places the organism in Eukaryota, Fungi, Ascomycota, Sordariomycetes, Hypocreales, Hypocreaceae.